Molecule: messenger RNA, 14573 nt
Organism: Porites lobata
Lineage: Eukaryota; Metazoa; Cnidaria; Anthozoa; Scleractinia; Poritidae
Source: the annotation of a GenBank genome assembly
AUGAAUGAGAGCAACGGCACCAACUUAUAUUCAGCGCAAUAUCCAUAUAACUUUACAGAAAACACUGCUACCAAUUUAACUUCAAAUUUAUGUGAUUUUCCUCCAUCUGCCAAAAACCUCGCUAUUUCAUUACUGUUAAUAGGAAUCUGCAUCGUCACCUUUUUCGGAAAUUUAGCCGUUUGUGUAACAGUGUAUGCUAACAGGGCUUUGCACAGCACCACAAAUUUCCUUAUCGUUUCGUUGGCUUCCGCAGACCUGCUGGUUUCCCUUCUCUCUAUGCCGUUCAGAAUCUACUAUAUGCUACACAAUGAAGUCUGGUGUCUUAACUUCAACGUCUGUGCGCUCUGGAUCUGGGUUGACCUGGCUGUCUGUAGUGCGUCCAUAGGCAGCCUUGCAGCUGUUUCAAUCGAGAGGUUUAUCGCUGUCAAGCAUCCUCUUCGCUACACAGCUAUCUUGACGCGGCGGACCGGCCUUACGAUGAUCUUGAUCGUGUGGUCGUACUCCGCCCUCUGGGCUUCUCUUGGUCACUACAACUGGACUUCCAACCGAUGGGAGACAUUCAGGACGCACAUGGGCUGCGGAAAAAACGAUCGUCUUUAUUACACGAUUGUGUCGAGCGCUGCGUUUUUCUUGCCGCUAACAAUCGUCAUUGGAGCGUACUCGUAUCUCACUAAAGUGGCUUUUCAGCAACGUCGGCGAGUACUCGCCAACAUGGUUGGUCCAACGGAUGAGGCCGAUAAACACCACAAGUCGCUUCGACGAUCACGUAUCUUGCACGAGCUGAAAGCAGCAAAAAUGAUGGCGUGUGUGGUUGGUGCUUUCUGCAUAAGCUGGUUGCCAUUUUUUAUUCUCUUGCAUUUAAGUCUGUGGCACAGUCUUCAACGAAUUCCUGCAGUUGGCACCAUUUUUGUUACCAUUCUUCCUAAUCUGAACAGCUCGCUAAACCCUUUCUUGUACAUAAUGUUUACAAGAGAACUCCGAGAGUACGUCUGGAAGAUGAUUAAGGCACUGCCAGGCAUCGCACAUUACCGCGCUAAUUCGAGGAAUUCCGUUGAAGGGUCAUUUCAAACUCUAAGGAUGACCAUCGCAAACACAGAUUUGCAACAAUCUCUCGAUCUAUCAACGCAAUUUAUAAAGUGAAAAUCACUGUGGCCCUAAAAGUGUAGGCUUUCAGUUGUAAUUCUAAUAUAUAGAUUUAGCCAGGGCUAAAAGCGAGGCUCCCAUUAGUAAAUUUAUAAUUUAAAUUAAACAAUAAACUUGUAUUCGAAUUCCACAAUUCAGUUAACUUUAGAGCACAUUUAUGUGACUUUUGAGGGAAAGGCUACCUGAUUUUAGAGAAAAAUAAUUUGCAAACAGCCCAAGAGUGAACCAAAUCUUACAUCGAGUUGAUAGCCUCAUAUGUACACUCAAAAACUGGUAAUCAUCUUUUAUCACAUUUAAGAGCCGUAAUGGCUAUUGAUCACCGUAGAUCAAUUAGGCUUAGAAAAAAAACCAGGCCAACGUUUUGGCGUUCGUCAAGUUUACUUUGCAAAAUCUUGCCAACAAAUCUGGGUGCGUGUAAACCAACCUUUUAUACCAUGGACAGAAAGCAGUAUUUCACAAUACAAAUUGCUCUCAUUCAAUAUUCAUAAACUGUUAAAAAAAUUUUCCAAAAUCACCUAUACGGCCAUCCGGUUCUCACUUUUGUAGUGCGAGCUGUAGAGAGUGUUUGAAUGAACAUUAACAGAGUUACGCUCCAAGAUAAUAAAGAAUUUAUCAUGUUUAUUUUUUAUUUGAUGGUUUAACGCGCGGCAUUUUGAGAACUCCUGCAAGCGAUGUUCACUGAACGACUGAAAACAAUCGGCAUAGCGAUUAAAAUUGCAAGAGAGACUACUAACAAUCAAUAAAAGAAAUAUAAUUCGGUGAAACAUAAACAGAGACAACAAUUUUCAUUCAGGAAGACAAGUAUUAAAGUGUCCCUAAAUAUCCUGAAUCUUCAAGCUUCAAGCUUAAGUUUGCUGAAGUUUAUGUUUUAAGCCAGCUUCCCGGUGUUUGUUUUUUCAAAGACGAACUCGAGGCAAGAAAAUCGCUCAAAGCUUUCUUUUCCGGCUAGAAUUAUAACUAAAGAUUCUUUGGAACAUUUUCUUUCUAUUUGCGGUGAGAAACUGUCUAGAGGCUUUUUAAAGUUCUGUAAGAUUAUAUCAAACCAGAUACUCGGUGAGAUCGUUGUCUCAAAUCUAAAUUCCCGCAUAAACUACGCUCCACUUCAUUAAAUUAGAUACAAAAAACAAACAUGAAAUACAAUAAUUUCUCUGGCUUACCAUUCGAGAUGCAGCUCCUGAAAGUUAUCAGGUAAAGCCAGUAUCGCUUCAGACUUUGCAAUCCUCUCACGCAUCAAGCAAGGUGAAAACGAAAACGAUGCCAUCCGAAAUCGGAUUUCCGACUUUGACAAGCGACGUUUUCUCAACCAAAAACCCAAUAAACAAACUAGCCAUGAGUAACAGAAGACUCCUGAUAGCAGCUGAAUUUCAUUUUGUACAUCCAGUGGAAAAAGACAGUUAAAAACAUCACAAGUUGACACAAAACUCUGUCAGCUUCAGCUGUUAAAGUAAGCAAGAUUCAAGAUGCUGCAUAAAUUUUGCGCAUGAACUCACCUGUCAAAUUUUGACCAAUCAGAGCAUAAAAAUUGGACGUAGAGCGUGACCAACGCGUGACCAUUGUGAGAAAAAACAAAAGCAACUGUCUUCCCUGCCUGUAACAGCUGGCUGAAUUUUCACGUCCGAGGUCAGUUUGCAAUCAAAAUUUUAAUUGUGCAGCACAUAAACACAACAUAUUUCAUAUGAAUUAAGAAAAAAAAAUUGAACUUGAGCCUGCGAUCACUUGAAAACUAGUUUACUUGUCAGCGGAUAACUUCAAAAAAUACUUGACCUCGACGGGUCGACGCCUGAGCCCGCGAUACGGUCAAGUGAUACUGGUCAGCGGGUACUCUGUUUUGACAGCUGUCAAUUGAUCAAAACAUUGAUGUCCAAUAUGUGCGCAUUAUCAGUUUUCCUGUGCUCCCAAACUAGUAAAAGUAUGAGAUUGAACGUUGUUCGCGAUCUAGUAAAACAGUUAACUGGUCAGCGGACAGCUUCCAAAUAAAUCACGUCACCUCGAUGAGUUGACACAUGAGCCCGCGAUAUGGUCAUGGGAUACUGGUCAGUGGCUAUCCUGUUUGGACAGCUGUCAAUUGACCAUAUUGUUAAUGUCCUAUAUUAAAGAUGUGGACUUGCCAAGACACGCCUGAGACACCCCUCCCUUCCUUUUGAUAGUCUCCCCUACCCCACCCAUACAAUCUGUAGACGCGUACGUACGUACGUACGUACGCUCGGUCAAUCACGUGACAACCAAACGAAAAGAGGUUGACCAUAUUCCAUGGGUAUGGGGCUCUGUCCCACGCGCGCUUCGCGCGCGCGGGAGCCCCGCUAAUAAAAAUGGAUAUCUCAUUUAAAUAAAUGAAGAUUAAUGAAAAAGUAUCUCCGCUUUCUAUCUGGGCAAUAAUUAUUUCUACCAGUUAGGAAUUUUUAACUAUUUCAACGUGUCUAGGGAGAAGGUAAUCCAUCGCACACGCAAUAAUCUUUCAACAUCGAUUUAUAAGUUGAAUGAUUGAGUGACUGAUUGGUUGGUUGACUGAUGACGUCUUCGCUUAAUUCUCCAUAAGUUCAUACCGUACCUUUGUGGCUCUUUUUAGUCGAUUGAACAAAUUAAGUUUACAAUUACCAAUAAACCUCUUUCCGCAAACUUCACGUGGUUUUUUGUUUCCUUAUUUCAGCCAUACACACACUAAGCACUUUAGAACAACGUUAAUUGUGAUGACAGAAAUGACGUCAAAAUUUUCAAAACUCAAGUGGCACCACAACGGCAAAGUUUUGCACAUAAUGUUAAAUGGCGUUUAAUUUCUAUGUUCGAUAAGAAUAUAAACCAUGGCAAAUUGUUCGUUGGAAUUACAAAGAUUAAAGGUAAAUGAAUGACAUCCCGAAACGUUUUUAUUAAGCAAUACCUCUUUCCUAAGUUAUCCCAUGAAUAACUUUUUAAAGGAAAACAAACUUCCAUGGCAGGGUCGGGAUAAAAGUAUACACGAAGAGGCAAAUACGGUCAACUUUCUCAAAGCUACCACCUCCCACAAGCGACCACUUUGUAAAUAACCGUUUUAUUUCAAAAACUCUCUCGUAAGCGACAACAACUUAAAUUUCUUAAACGACCGCGAUCACUCUUUAGGCCAGGAAUAGACCUCUUUACCUUGUAAGUUUUGUUUUCCCUAUAAAGGUCAUGUGAUAAUACGCUACAGAACUGUCCCUUCAAAUUUCGUCUAAUUCACGCGCAUAUCUGCGCAUAAUUUAUGCGGAAAAGAGAAAGGGACAAGUUCCCCUGGGACCUCUUUUGGGAAAACAAAACAUACAAGGUAAAGAGGUCUAUUUUUUUGGUUUUCUGAUUCUGGUAAGCGACCAGCCUGCAUAAUCACGUAUGAUUCCGGUGGAAUGGCAUCUAGAAGUUUAGCGAGUGACAACAACAUGCGCAUUCGGUUACAACAUACAAAAUCGGUCAGUUAAGGAUCACGUAGCUAGACUUAAAAUAUCAAGUUUAGACACCAAAAUAAGCAAUUUAGGCUAUCAUUAUUACCAAAUGUCCGCAUGUAAAUUCCCCGUGCAUUUCAACUGAACUCCAAUCUUCUACCAAGGAAAAGUUAUGUGUGAGGACUGUUGUCAUCCUUUUAGUUGAUUAUUGCAUGACAAGAAGGCAUUAUUACCUAAGAAGUAUAAGACAGAAAGAUUUGACUGUAUAAAUGGUCUAGUUGUACCUUGUAACUUAUUGUCUAAAAAGUUAGCUUUUUGCCGCUUAAUUUAUAUCCCGACCUUUCGGAAGUUUGUUUCCUGUUUUAAAGAGCCUUAUACACCGGUUAAUUUAGAUAGAUAGAUAGAUAGAUAUAUCCCGACCUUUCGGAAGUUUGUUUCCUGUUUUAAAGAGCCUUAUACACCGGUUAAUUUAUGGACAAAGGUCUUCGCACAGUUUUAAAUAAUAAUUAUGAAAAAAUAACUUUGAACAAGACGGUAAAAAAUAAUAUGUACUUAGAUAAAUAUAUUGAAGCGGCCUUCAAAAUGUGAAACGUCUUUAAAACAGACUCGGUUAAUUGCACCAGAAGUGGAGUUCCUGGGAACGAAGCACUGUUAUUGUUUUGUUUAGCUCUAUUGGCCUUAAUUGGUUUAUCGUGCACGUUAAAAGCAAAAAAAACAUCCUUGAAAUAUGUCCAGUUCCCUGUUUUUGCGGGAGCCAUUGUUUGCGAAGAAAAACAGGAAAGUUCAGGGCGGUUAAAAUAUAUUCUAAGAGAAAAAAUUGAAAGAAUUUUCGGUAAGAUUAAUAGAUUCCCUACUUUAUCGAAUCCGCAACGCCUGUUAAAAAUUCAUUACUUGUACAUUAAAUGUAUCGUCACGAUGGAAUACGAAAGUGAAAGCUCAUAUAUCUUUAUUCAUUUUGUGGCUAAACUAGCUACUCGCACCCCUGUAUUAAGUAAAAGAAUUAAUGUUUGGCUGUUACAGUUUCGAAUAGAAUGCUCAAGUUGAACAUCUUUUUUAAGGUCUCGGUAAAGGAAAACGAGGUGCCCACAGAAAAAAAUUCUAGUUGCGCGAGUAUUUUCGCUACAAAGGCAAGUUAUAUAUCAAAUUAAAGCUAAAAAACUAAAUUACCUCAUAAAAGAUUUUACCUUAUCGAAUUUCAAAAGGCGCUUAAGUUUUUUGCUCUCGAACUCAGAGAUAUCGAGUUUACUGCUGAAGCUCCAGCCCUUUCGCGUUGUUAAAUAUUCACUUCCUUUUUAUUGCAUCUGAUUGACAGAUAAAAGACCUAAAAAAGGGUGUGAGGAAUUUUCCGAUUUCCUUUUGUAACUCAUUUUAUGUCAGUUUCUUUGCGUAAAUCGCGCUCGAGAUUCGACUUUUUAGUUUGAAAUGCAAUAAUUCCGCUAAUACGAGACAUAUGCAAAUUUCCUCACACCCUUUUUUAGGUCUUUUAUCUGUCAAUCAGAUUCAAUAAAAAGGAAGUGAAUAUUUAACAACGCGAAAAGGCUGGAGCUUCAGCAGUAAACUCGAUACCUCUGAGUUCGAGAGUAAAAAACUUAAGCGCCUUUUGAAAUUCGAUAAAAUAAAAUCUUUUAUAAGGUAAAAUAGUCUUUUAGCUUUAAUUUGAUAUAUAACUUGCCUUUGUAUCGAGAAUACUCGCGCGACUAGAAUUUUUUAACUGUGGGCACCUCGUUUUCCUUUACCGAGACCUUAAUCAAAGUACUAGUUUAUACAAAAUGGAAAAGUCUCAAGUCAUUUCAAAAGAAUUUAAAAAAUGCUUGUUUUCUGUUAUGGUCCUCUUCUUUGCUCAUUUUCUUAACGACUGUAGGAAAGAAUGAGCUAGAACGAUUCCAGAUAAAUCGCGUGUUAAAGGCAAGAAAAAUAACAACCCACGAUGGUCCGGGAUCGUGACGCCGACUCCUUCUUAAUUGAAAUGACGCAAGUAGGUUUACAGUUUCAAAUUUUCAGUCAAGGUUAACCACCAGCAGCAAGCACGUUCACUCCGAACCUCAUCAUUUCGACUGCACAUCUGUGUUUACCAGGUCAACUUAUUAUGGCUUAGUUGAAAAAAUGUUGAACGUAAUUAUAAAAUAUACCUUCGUGAAUCAGCAGCAAAGAGGACGAGAAUAACACAAAGAAUUUUUUCUACUAAAAAAGUUUAACACAGCCUGCGAGCAAGCUAGUUUUAUAGAACUAUAUUGCCUUUCCUUUUAUACACACUUCCAUUUUGUACAAACAAUUAUUCGUUGUGAUGCAAAUAUAUGUACAAUAUUAUCUUUAGACUGCAAUAACCAAGUCAAUAUUCUCUCCCUCUACAGCUACAGUGCAAGCAAAAAACAGCUUAUCUAAUCCUUCUCAAGUGAUUCAUUUUUCUCCAGGCGAUGAUCCAAAAAUUGGACUUCACUUUGCCAACGAAAAUUUUAACUGAAAUUAAGAGGGCGAGCAUUGCAUUAAAGUUCAAAAAACAUAGCAAUCAAGAUUUGAUACUUUAAAGGUCGUUGGUCGUGUGUUUCUUAACACGGACGUUUUCGUUUUGCAUUCUAACAAUAACUUUGAGCUUUUUACUAUUUUCCGCACACAAAUCAUUAGCAAAAAUUGAUAAGCCCUCAGAUCUAUCAUAAACUGAAUUACUGAAACUAGACAAAAAAAGAUAAACUGCAAUUUCGUCCUACUGUCAUCAAAAUAUGAAAUAUUCUAACCUUGCAAAAUUAAAACGCUGUUUCUGUUGCUCAGGAACAGGUGAUAAGUAAGAGAUGUCACUUCUCUUAGUUAAACAUAUUUUGUGGUUAUAUGCAGUUUAAUGAAAAAAUUUGGUGACAUAUAUUAGCACAGACAUACAUUUGAAAUCGAAAUUAAAAAAAAUAAAAACAAAAAACAAAAAAACAUAACUCUGAAUAGGAACGCCAGACCUAUCCAUCCGUCAGAGCUACAUGUAGAGCCCACAAAAUGUAAUGUAACUGUGAAAAUACAAGGUUUUAUCGCUAUUCCAUUCGUGACCAAUACUAAGAAAUGCUCACAAAGCAUUUACUUCUUUCAGCAUGGAACUGUGGUAUCUGACAAUUAUUUCUGAAAUAAAAUUCUGCUCGUUUUAAAAGCAUAUCUCUAUCAAGUAAGCUUAGAUUGAAAGAGCAUCAAUAGUAGACUUCUACAUAUUUCUCAAAUUUUGAGGUAAAAAAUUGCAGUUUACAAGCACUUUAAAUUUAAGUGCACACAUUGUUUAGAAUUCAUUCCGAGACUUUUGUCAAAGCGCUGUCAUCCUACCCCAGGGCCGGACAAACUUUUGUCAAACAUCAAAAAUGUAAUAAAACCGUCAAUCAAUCCAUUUUAUACGCGACUCGGGCAAGGCAAAAUUGUUCUCAGUAGCGCACUUUUCACCGGAAAAGCCUAAAUAACAGGCGAGUUGAAUUUUGGUAUUUUUAGAGAGAAUUUCCCUCUUUCUGGUCCACAAGCGUUGUCAAAUUUUGACAUGAUUGUCAGGAAAAAGGGAACAAAGUCACACUGUAAAUCAGAUCUAGAUGCUAAAACCUGCCUCUAUGUUUCAAACAAAACCCUUGGCUGCGGCAAGAUUAAAUUAAAAGUUUUCCACUACAGCUAUAAGUUUACGUUUUUUAAAGUUUCUAAAGUCACUCUAGCCUUUCCUCCUCCCUCGGGUUCCACCGCUAACUAUAAGGUCCUUUGUCGUGACGAACAAUUCCUGAAAUGGGAAAAACGAACAUAAAGGAUCGCACCAAAUGGGUGUUACUGAGAUGUCACGCAACAAUGAAGCAUAGGAUAAAAUGAACGGGGCUUUUCAGAGAUAAUGAAACAAAAAAAAAUUAAAUGUUACAUAACACUUCACAGCUUGAAGGAGGUGAACCAGUUGGCUACUUUACAAGCGUGGCCGGCGACUUAAACUGAGUCAAGUCUAUAACCGCCCGGCUACGUUACGUCAAACGCUACGUUUAUCAAACGUACUACGCGUUAGCGAACGCUAAGAUUCAAAUUUCAUCGACUCUAAGAAAGAAGCCCAAUUUCCAGCCUGUUUUCAACCAUCACCAUUCGAGGGCGUGUACCAAAACCCUAAACACCAAAACAAGCCGGGACACUCGGAAAAAAGCCCGAAACAGCCCAGAAAACCUGUCCAAAGGUAAAGCGAAAAGGACUAUCAGAGACACUAACCCUAAUAUAUACAAUAAAUGUUUUCCUUUUUGUUUUUAAUUAUUUGUUUGAGUACAUACUCCUUUCGCGGUCACCUUUAACAAAAUUGACAUAAGACGAACCUGUACCUGCACGAUAUACUUUCCCAAUACAAUUUUAAAUUCUGAUUUCUCAAGUCUAAAUUAAUUUACAUCUCUGAAAGUCCACUUGUAAAAUCGUCUGUUUUCAGAGAUUGCACCUUUCGCUACAGCAAAGACAUGUCUUUAUAACAGGUGGUGUGUGGUGUUAUACGAGAAUUGAUGGUUGUAUGAAUGUAGGAAAGAAAUGCUGGCGCAAGGAGUACAACAUAGAUCAAUUUCUACUUGAAUCUGGUAACACAGCGAGUUAAUCAUAACAUACAAGUUCAAAGGCGAGUAAUGUGUUGUUAUGGAAACCUAUUCUUUGAGGAUGGUAUGGCAUAUUUUAUAACAUUGCCCACCUGAUGAUAGCAGAGAGAAGAGAAGAGAAGCUUCUCUACUGUCAUCUGGGUGAAAGACUGUCGCUCCAAAAAAGGCCUUAAACAGUGCCUAGGAGGUCUGAAAUGCAGUCAGAAUACAAAGAAAAACAAGAAGACGCUAAACGUAAACUUCAAAGCGAUAUUCAAUGUACAUUUUGCUAAUUUAGUGAGCAAAGAAUAUUUCUCAAUACAACGUCUUAUAAUUUUCUUGCUGUAUGAAUAAUUAAUUAGCUAAGUAGGAUAAUGUUGUUCAGGGCUCGCAUAGUGAGCUUGGGCUACCUGUGAUGGUAUCACAGUUUCUACAGAUUCACAGUGUAGUUAAUUGUCGCCUAAAACCACCCAGACUAAAUGCUUACUCUUAAAACACUUUUUUAAGUUUCAGUAUAGGAGAAGAAAAGGCCGCCUUAUUGAAUUAUUUAUACGACUGCGUCAAGUACGACUGUACCGUGGUGACGUGAAUUCAAAACGCUUUUGGAGAGUUUAUUACCCAGCAAGCGCGUAGAUCUAUCAACUACUGAUGAAAUAGUAAUGACAACACUCUAUAUUGUCUCUUUGGAUCGUUCGGCCUUCAACAAAGUACAGGUGGGGAUAUUUCAACGGUUCACCAUUGUGAACCGUAUUCUUUAAAAGUAAACAGAACAUUUUCUUUGUAAAUACACGGUUCACCAUGGUGCACCGUUGAGAAAUUGUCCAGACUGUAUUAGCUAAUUCAAAAAUAACCCGUAGAUAGGGGCCGUCGUAACAUACUCUUCCAUUUCGGUCAGUAAAUUUACCAAACGCCGCUUUCGAAUUAACAACAAGAUGAAAUAAAGAAUGGUGAACCGUUGGUGAACCGUUACACGCGAUAAACUCGCGUGUCACCACAUUCAUAAUUCAAUUAACCCAUAUUAAAAUACGUUCCGAACAAAUUUUAAAAAAGAAAACACUUGAACACUUUAAAUCAUACCUUCACAGGUUUUUAGUUUUUCGGCUGUAGUCUACAAAAGAAUCCGAAAACAUUGUGAAAUUGGCCGAGCUGUCAUUAAUAUAAACACAGACUCCUUUUACUUGUCACGUACUCUGAAAAGACUGAACUUUCAAUAGUCGUGCGCCAUUCCACACAUCCACCAGUACUCUUUUGGCCGACCCCUUUAUUUCAACUUAGAAGCUACUGACAUUUUGAUAUUAUAAGUAAACUUUCCUGUGAGCUUAAAACUCCACCAUCGUGGUUUUACAUAAAGUACAUAACACACUUGCUUCUGAUCAUUUGUGAAAUGAUAGCCGCGCUUGUACUGUCUUAGAGACGAUAACUACAGUAAAUUGCACCGCUUGUAAUUUGUCACAAUUUUGAAACUCCUCCUGCACGAUAUAAUUUCCCAAUACAAUUUUAAAUUAUGAUUUCUCAAGUCUAAAGAAAUUUUACAUCUCUGAACGUCCACUUGUAAAAUCGUCCGAUUUCAGAGAUUGCACCUUUCACUACAGCAAAGACAAUCCCGUUCAUAAUUGCUGAAACGCUUGCGAGGUUUUCCUUCCCUUUUAAUGUUGAUUUGGAAGACAUUUAUACCCAAGUAAACGCGUGAAAGCGACAUUGAGGGAAGGGGAGCGAAGCAGUGCUUGUAUUCAUGAGACAAAUAAGUUAAUGUCGUGUUUUCCGGAAGUGUUUCAACAGAUUAUGACCGCGAUUGCAGCUAUGUGUGUGAUAUUGACAGAGAAAAAAAAUAAAGCAAAAUUGGUUGUGUCUACCUUGGCAUACUGUAUUUCGCGGACUGGACUGGACUGGACUGGACUAGUAAAACGCGGACUUGUAAAACGCGGACUCAAAAUUUGUAAAACGCGGACUCAAAAUUUGUAAAACGCGGACUCAAAAUUUGUAAAACGCGGACUCAAAAAUUUGUAAAACGCGGACUCAAAAAUUUGUAAAACGCGGACUCAAAAAUUUGUAAAACGCGGACUCAAAAAUUUGUAAAACGCGGACUCAAAAUUUGUAAAAAAAUUCCGGGAGUCCACAUUUCUAACCCCACAUUUAGAAAUAAGCGUUGACAGGCCAAACACGACUCAUAAGCUCGUGAUAAUGUGAAACGUGACCUUGAGAGUCUGCUUGAACAGUGGUUCUCUUUCUUUUUUCUCUCGCGCGAAGGUUACUAGCACUACACAGUGCAAGACGUGUAGCAUUCUAAACUUUGACUGAGUAAAUCUUGUUUUUGCCGCACUAAGUCUUAUAUUUAGAGGUCAUGAAGCAGGUUUGUUACAUGCAUACUGAGUAAUCAUUUCCUGUGAUUUAUGCUUCUGUACUAGGUGUCCCUAACAGGAUUUGAUUUCAGAUGCAGUUGUUAAGUGUUUUAUAUCCUUUGACCUCUGUUUAUUACGGCUGAAUAAAGAUUUUAGUUUUUUUUUUUUUCCGAAAUGGCUGUAUCUGAAUAACUACAUGCAUGCAUGCAAGUUUCUUUGUCCGUGAAUGUGAUUAUUUCCUGCCAUGUCAGUAUGACUCUGGGCCCAGCUCUAUAGUGUGGUUUGCAGGAUUUUGAAUUUCCACGGAUAGUGCGAUCUUCAGAUAUGAGUUGUACACUGUAGCUUAAAAACUAAAGCUACACCAAGUUUGGAGAAAUAUGCCGUGCGUCAGUCAAGAUAAUUCUCUUAGCGCUCACACAGUCCAUUUAGUUUUUCUUAACAAAAGUGAGUCUUUGAACUAGAGCGCGAUGUCUUGUUGUUCCUUCGUAGGUAUUUUCAAAAGUUUUUGCUUAACAGUCAUCUGGGCGACUGCUAUGGAUUCUUAAGCAAAAGCUUAAGCUUAUUUCCUACUGUCAGUGACCUACCAUUACUGCAACCUAGUCAGAUACUAUCAUACCGGUUAAGCCCAAAAAGCAUUUUUGACCUUGAAGGAAACACAACAGAACGCGGAUCAAAGAAACACCUACGCUAUUGGUCACUUUUGCAGCCAAUGGCAAGUUAGUAUUUUCGAUCCUAGCCAUCAGUAUUUAAACAGUCUUCUUCGCUCUCUGUACCUAAGACUUUACCAUAGUAGCAACUGACGAGGAACGCUAUAGUUCCGAAACUGCAGUCUUGCUUAAGAAUCCAUAGCAGUCGCCCAGAUGACUGUUAAGCAAAAACUUUUGAAAAUACCUACGAAGGAACAACAAGACAUCGCGCUCUAGUUCAAAGACUCACUUUUGUUAAGAAAAACUAAAUGGACUGUGUGAGCGCUAAGAGAAUUAUCUUGACUGACGCACGGCAUAUUUCUCCAAACUUGGUGUAGCUUUAGUUUUUAAGCUACAGUGUACAACUCAUAUCUGAAGAUCGCACUAUCCGUGGAAAUUCAAAAUCCUGCAAACCACACUAUAGAGCUGGGCCCAGAGUCAUACUGACAUGGCAGGAAAUAAUCACAUUCACGGACAAAGAAACUUGCAUGCAUGCAUGUAGUUAUUCAGAUACAGCCAUUUCGGAGAAAACCAAAAAAACUAAAAUCUUUAUUCAGCCGUAAUAAACAGAGGUCAAAGGAUAUAAAACACUUAACAACUGCAUCUGAAAUCAAAUCCUGUUAGGGACACCUAGUACAGAAGCAUAAAUCACAGGAAAUGAUUACUCAGUAUGCAUGUAACAAACCUGCUUCAUGACCUCUAAAUAUAAGACUUAGUGCGGCAAAAACAAGAUUUACUCAGUCAAAGUUUAGAAUGCUACACGUCUUGCACUGUGUAGUGCUAGUAACCUUCGCGCGAGAGAAAAAAGAAAGAGAACCACUGUUCAAGCAGACUCUCAAGGUCACGUUUCACAUUAUCACGAGCUUAUGAGUCGUGUUUGGCCUGUCAACGCUUAUUUCUAAAUGUGGGGUUAGAAAUGUGGACUCCCGGAAUUUUUUUACAAAUUUUGAGUCCGCGUUUUACAAAUUUUUGAGUCCGCGUUUUACAAAUUUUUGAGUCCGCGUUUUACAAAUUUUGAGUCCGCGUUUUACAAAUUUUGAGUCCGCGUUUUACAAAUUUUGAGUCCGCGUUUUACAAAUUUUGAGUCCGCGUUUUACAAGUCCGCGUUUUACUAGUCCAGUCCAGUCCAGUCCAGUCCAGUCCGCGAAAUACAGUAUGCCGUCUACCUUACAUUUUGUGGUUUUUACAAAGCACGUUCAUGUACCUAUGAUGACGCACUCUCGACAAGCUGUCUAAUGCGUCGCCAAACGUCGUGCGCCCAAAUUUCUCGAAUCUGACAAGGAAUGGACGAAUAGCAGUCACGUUAACUUAGAAAGGACUUGCAUCGCGACAUAGCCACUUAGAAGAUCAAGCAAGUCACGAAAUCAUGAAUGAAAGCAAGGGCACCAAUUUAUAUUUGCAUCGCGACAUAGCCACUUAGAAGAUCAAGCAAGUCACGAAAUCAUGAAUGAAAGCAAGGGCACCAAUUUAUAUUCAACGCAAUAUCCAAAUAACUUAUCAGAAAACACUGCUACCAAUUUAUCUUUCAAUUCAUGCGAUUUUCCUCCCUCUGCCAAAAGCCUCGCAAUUUCGUUGCUGUUAAUCGGAAUCUGCAUCGUCACCUUCUUGGGAAAUUUGGUCGUUUGCGUAACAGUGUACGCUAACAGGGCUUUGCACAGCACCACAAAUUUUCUUAUCGUUUCGUUGGCUUCCGCAGACCUGCUGGUUUCUCUACUUUCUAUGCCGUUCAGAAUCUAUUAUACGCUACACAAUGAGGUCUGGUGUCUUAACUUCAAAGUCUGCGCGCUCUGGAACUGUAUUGACCUGGCCGUCUGUAGUGCUUCUAUAGGCAGCCUUGCAGCUGUAUCAAUCGAGAGGUUUAUCGCUGUCAAGUAUCCUCUUCGUUACACAGCUAUCUUGACGCGAAGGACCGGCCUUAUAAUGAUCUUGAUCGUGUGGUCUUACUCCGCCAUCUGGGCAACUCUUGGUCUCCACAACUGGACUUCCAACCGAUGGGAGACUUUCAGAACGAACAUGGGCUGCGGAAAAAACGAUCGUCUUUAUUACACGAUUGUGUCGAGCGCUGCGUUUUUCUUGCCGCUAGCAAUCGUCAUUGGAGCGUACUCGUAUCUCACUAAAGUGGCUUUUCAGCAACGUCAGCGAGUUCUCGCCAACAUGGUUGGUCCAACGGAUGAGGCAGAAAAACACCACAAGUCGCUUCGACGAUCACGCAUCUUGCACGAGCUGAAAGCAGCAAAAAUGAUGGCGUGUGUGGUUGGUGCUUUCUGCAUAAGCUGGUUGCCAUUUUUUAUUCUCUUGCAUUUGAGUCUUCACGGUGUUCAAACAAUUCCUGCAGUUGGUACCAUUUUUGUUACCAUUCUUCCUAAUCUGAACAGCUCGCUAAACCCUUUCUUGUACAUAACGUUUACAAGGGAACUCCGAGAGUACGUCUGGAAGAUGAUUAAGGCACUGCCAGGCAUCGCAUAUUACCGAGAUAAUUAG